GGAAAUGAAUGCGAGUAUCGUCAUUGUGAUGGUGCCAGAGCCAACCCUAGGGAUUGCUGGUACUGGCUGAAUGGGAACUGUCUGAAUCUGAAAUGUUUGUUCCGGCAUGCGCCACUUGAUGGCCUGUUUGGGACUCAAGGGCCUUCUUCAGGGCCAGUUCAACCUCCUUCACGAGCUGUUGCAACAACAAAAAUCCCUGCAGGACAUGCUCCUUCCACUAUGAAUAAGGAAAGGGUGCCGUGCUACUAUUUUCAAAGAGGACACUGUUUAAAAGGUGAAAGAUGCCCUUUCACUCAUGGCCCACAGGCAUCUGGUAAUCCUGUUUCGCAGCAGGUCGCAAAGGUUACCACAAUAAUUCCUGAACCAGCACUUCAGCAUUUUCAAGGAAAUCAAAGACAAAUUCCCCAGGGAAGCUCUAGAAGCACUCGCCUGCAAGGAAGAAUUACACUCCCUGGAAGGUCUUUGCCCGACAUCCCAAAUGAUUUACCAUCUGAAAAUCAUGGGAAUAGAGGAAGACCUCGAGGCAGACCGUCACCACUCAGACCAAGAAAUUAUCAGGGGAGGCAUCAUGAAAGAGUAAGACAGAGAUCAAAUGAGGAGUUCGCUGCAGAUGCAAGAAGUUCUGGAAGAAAGCGAACUAGAAGAGAUGAUACAAGCCCCCCAGAUUUUGCUGGUCCAAAGAGUCUUGCAGAGCUGAAAGGUGCAAAGGUCAUGGAGAAUUCUCAAGAUUUGUCCACCAAGAGUAUAAGUGCUGCUACCCCUCUACAGCUGAAUAAUAUGAAGACUGCAAAAGGAGCAGAGCUUCGGUAUCCUAAAGAUUCUCUCUCAUUUGAAGGUCCGAAGUCACUGAGCGUCAUUCUUAAAAGAAAAAGAGAGGUAGCAUCUGCAAAUGAUGCAAGCAGUGGAGAUGAAAAUGAUCGAAGAGAUGGAGAAAAUGCAGCAGAUGGUUCUGUUUUAGUUGCUUUAUCAGAUGUGCAUCAGUCUAUUCUUCCAGUAGAAACCAAGAAAGAUGGUCAUGACGAUGCCAGCAGUCUUGAAGAAAACAAGGAUAGAACAACCAAGGAGAAAGAAGAAGGGGGUCUAAACCAUGGAGAAGAGGGAUCAAUCUAUGAUGGUCGUUCUUCAGCUGAAGAAGAUAUGUUUGAUGCAGAUGAU
Molecule: messenger RNA, 1155 nt
Organism: Elaeis guineensis (African oil palm)
Lineage: Eukaryota; Viridiplantae; Streptophyta; Magnoliopsida; Arecales; Arecaceae
Source: RefSeq, a predicted model, not a curated record